CUUGCAAUGUUGGCUUGCCUGGGACUGUACAUGUGACAUGUCUUGAGUUUCGUUUCUUAUGAACAGGUAAUUCCACUUUGACUGUCAUCGUAAUUCACCAGUUAACAUGUGGAAUACUGUGAUUAUAGUUUGGAUCAUUUGUUUCGUGGAUGGAAAAAUUAUUAACGAGUGCCGUCUGGUUCUUCACGCGCUGACCACGGCCGUGUUUCAGCUUUAUCUGGCGCUGUUACACCUGCGCCGUGCCAUGCAACACUACGUCAAAGGUUAUUGGGUUUUUUUACGUCUUUUACUAAUCGGUGAACUGAAGGAUUAUUGUAACGACGAAGAGCGCAGGAUGUACAAAUGUACUUGUCCCAUCAAGAUCUGCGUUUAUUUUCUCGAGAGUUUGUGCUUAUUUUGUGAAUUUUUCAUGCACUUGCUGGCAGUGUUUUCGACACUCUGUGUCGGUUUACGUCACGUCCUACUGGGGGCGCGGUUUCUCCUGCUGUCCACGGCACGCUGCCUGCAACAGUGGCUGCUGGCCUAUUUUUUUAAAGGGGAGUUGGAGGAAUGGCAGAAAAAACAGAAGAUGCAGAAAGAUGAAAUACAGAAGGAAGGAGAACAGGUGGAGGGAUUUCUUGCUGGCAGUGUUUCGACACUCUGUGUCGGUUUACGUCACGUCCUACAGGGGGCGCUGUUUCUCCUGCUGUCCACGAUGCGCUGGCUGCAACAGUGGCUGCUGGACUAUCUUUUAACAGGGGAGUUGGAGGAAUGGCAGAAAAAACAGAAGAUGCAGAUAGAUGAAAUACAGAAGGAAAUAGAACGGGUGGAGGGAUUUCUGUCUGAAUACUGUCAGGAUGCAAUUACUUCACUAAAGCCACCGAAGAGAAAUAUCCCAGAUAAUACGGUACCAAACAACCACAUACGGUAAAAAAGAAAUUUCUCUGGCCAAAAAUAUGUUUAAAAUAUAUGCUAAAUAAAUUUUUUAGAAUGUAAAGCCCUAAUUAAAUAUAUUAUGGAAUUAUAUUAUAUUUUAACCUUCAACAUAUAUUUCAAAAUGUAUUUCAAGGGCAAGCAAAUACAUUUCUAAUUUUACAAUCCAUAUGCAAGGAAUUCUUGGCUCAAACAUAUGUUAAAUAUAUGCUAAAGUUAAUUAUAUAAGUAUAUUUUGAAGUUGAAAUAAUAUUUAAUUAUUACCUAUUCAAACCUGUUAUUUUUAAAAGUUUUUUUUUACUGUUUUGUAAACGUAAAAAUUUUUCUUUUAAUGCGACGUAAAUAUAUAUCCCUGGUUUGAAAUAUAUAUUGAUGACUAAUUAUAUAUUUUAAAUGCUUCAAAAUAUAUUUAUUUUAAAAUCUAAAUCCUAAAUUCUAAAUAUACAAAAAAUGCAUUGGUGAAAAAUAUAUUACAAAAUAUAUUUUAGCAAAAAUAUUUUUUGGCCAUUUUAUGUAUAUUUAAAAAUAAUUUUUGGCCAAAGAAAUUUAUUUUUUGCUGUAUGGGACACUUUUUACAGAAAAUAUAUUGUUAUGGCCUGUAACAUUUUGUGAACAAUGACAAUGAAUACCAAAUAAUAUAUCUAAGUAUUUAAAGGGAUAGUUCACUUUAAAAUGAAAAUUAUGUCAUCAUUUACUCACCCUCAUGUUGUUCUAAACCUGUAUGAAUUUCUUUUUUCUGAUGAACACAAAAGAAGAUAUUUUGAAAAAUGAUGGUUAACACACAGCAGUAAGUGUUCAUAGACUUCCAUAGUAGGAAUAAAAAAUAUGAUGGAAUUUAUUGGGUACCGUCAACUGUGUGCUUACCAUCAUUUCUCAAAAUAUUUUCUUCAUCAUUUAUCACAAUACUUCCAAAAUAUUUUUUUCCCACUAUGGAAGUCUAUGGUCACUAUCUGCUGUGUGUUUACCAUAAUUUCUCAAAAUAUCUUCUUUUGUGUUCAUCAGCUAAAAAAAUUCAUACAGGUUUAGAACAACAUGAGGAUGAGAAAAUGAUGACAGAAUUUUCAUUUUAAAGUGAACUGUCCCUUUAAAGUAUAACUAUUUUUUUGCAGUUAUAGAUGGUUUCAUCGGACGCACGUGAUACACGUCUGGAUCCGAACCUUACUUCCGGUUUCGUUUUUUUUAAUGGUCUGACUAGUUGCUAAACUGAUCUCUUGAACAAAUGCCUCAUCGAAAAUAACAAAUGUUUUGGUUUCCUACGUAAUCUAUGUGUUGUUUUGUUUGCUUGUUAUAUAAAUAAACUAUGUUUAAAGAAUUUGUUGUUAUUUAUUAUUAGCGGAGUUUACCGGAAGUUACGUGCGGACCGCGACAGCGGCUUGUUUAUGUUGUUACCGCUGAAACGGUCUAUAUGACCCAUAUGAUUUGCUCCAAUAUUUGUUACCAACAGCCUCUUCCAUCAUUGUAUUCCUAUUUCUUACAAUGCACACUUGAACACAAUACAUGACCCUGCCUAUAUGAAAACCCAGCUAAAGUCAUUUUUUGUGAUUUAGUGUAUAAAAUCAUCCUAUAUAAUUAACUUUACAUGGUAUCCUUAUAUCCAAUCUUUUUAAAUUGACUUUCU
This is a messenger RNA of Paramisgurnus dabryanus, 2530 nucleotides long. RefSeq lists its product as uncharacterized. The record is from RefSeq and is a predicted model, not a curated record. NCBI's taxonomy places the organism in Eukaryota, Metazoa, Chordata, Actinopteri, Cypriniformes, Cobitidae.